UUUGGCUCUCUCCCUUUCGUCUCUCUCUCUCUCACUCACGAAUUUGCCUCUCCCUUAGCUGAAUUAACAGAGAACCAACAAAAUGGCAGCAGCAGCAGCAUCACUAUUCCGCUUCACUCUCCUUCUCCUCCUCCUCUCCACCGCCGCCACCAACAGCAGUAGCAAAACAAUCUCCCUCUCUCCCACACCCUCUCCCACUUCCUCUCCAACUCCAACAACACCAACUCCAACUCCAACUCCAACGACAUCGUCUCCAUCUUCUUCUUCUUCGCCCUGCACGCUUGACCCAAAGCAGCUGAGAGCCCUUCAGUCCCUUAACAUCCCAACUGCCAAGGACCCUUGCCAGAGCAAGAACAACGCCACCCUCUGCGACUCCUCCAAGCCCUUUCGCCACCUCCUCUCCCUCUCCCUCACCAACUGCUCCCCAAACGACGCCGCUCUCUCCUUCAUUGCCCUCAAGUCCCUCUCCUCCCUCCACUCCCUCUCUUUCCUCAACUGCUCCAUCUCCCCCGUUCACUUCCCUCCCGAACUCUCCUCCUCUCUCCGAUCCUUCACCUGCAUCCACUCACUCAAAACACUCACCGGCUUUUGGCUCUCUCACCUCCAUAACCUCAUCGACCUCACUGUCUCUGCCACUCCCAUCAAUGCUUCUGGCCUUUAUGUCAUUCUCGGCAACAUGAAGAAGCUUAAUUCCAUAACCAUCUCCUACGCCAAUCUUAUCGGUUAUAUUACUAAACACUUGAAUCUCAACCUUACCAACAUCGAUCUUUCCAGUAAUAUGCUCAGGGGAAAGAUACCCAAUUCCAUUACGCUUCUUGAAGAUCUCGAUUUCUUGAAUCUUUUGUCAAAUGCUCUUGUUGGUGAAAUACCCAACUCCAUUAUCUUGGUUUAUCUUAUCUUGGCAUCCUCAACUGAAUUAACAUAG
Molecule: messenger RNA, 925 nt
Organism: Alnus glutinosa
Lineage: Eukaryota; Viridiplantae; Streptophyta; Magnoliopsida; Fagales; Betulaceae
Product: receptor-like protein 51
Exons: 1
Coding region: 83-925 (280 amino acids)
Molecular function (GO): protein binding
Source: RefSeq, a predicted model, not a curated record